Molecule: messenger RNA, 4052 nt
Organism: Leptinotarsa decemlineata (Colorado potato beetle)
Lineage: Eukaryota; Metazoa; Arthropoda; Insecta; Coleoptera; Chrysomelidae
Product: heart- and neural crest derivatives-expressed protein 2-like
Source: RefSeq, a predicted model, not a curated record
AGCUUAGUACUUCAAAGCCUGGGGCUAGAAAGUGGUAUCUUUACUUAUAAUUGUGGUUGACAAUUUUUCGGAAAUUUUGUGCCAGUGUUAACUUUGUUGAAAAUGUCCUAUAAUAACUCACCACCUGACCAUCAUCAGGACGUAUUUCACUAUGGAUACCCUACUCAUAAUUAUCACUAUAUUUCAGAUGGUGGCAGUACGGCAGGGGGCGACGAUACAAAUUUCUGGUCCCACAGUCCGUCCAGAUCUGAUUCCCCAUCCCCAAAUACUUUACAAGGUGCCAUAGGAGGUACAUACCAAAUUUACGCACAAGUAGGAUGUUCCACGCCGAAUAGAUACACUCCGUAUAGAACAUCGUAUUCAACCAUAAACGCAGAAAAUGACGUUUCUGCACAUAUACACACUUCAGGACCCUAUGUAAGAGUCGUAAAAAGGAGGUCAACAGCAAACAAAAAAGAGAGGAGAAGGACACAAUCAAUUAACAAUGCAUAUGCAGAUUUGAGGGACUGUAUACCAAAUGUACCAGCGGAUACAAAGUUAUCGAAGCAAGGCAAUCGCAAAAACUCGUCCAACAAAAUGAUAAAUAAUGCUUACGAAUUUUUGAAGGAAUGCAUUCCCAACGUUCCUGUAGAUACAAAAUUGUCUAAGAUUAAAACUUUGAGGUUAGCUACUUCAUACAUUUCCUAUUUGACUAGAGCAUUAGAAUCCGAUGAUCCAGCAGGAGGUUUCAAAGCAGAACUGGGAACGAUGUCCAGAAAAUCGAAUAAUAACCCUGUUCAAGUGAAUAACUGCUCAGUUGGACAAGUAUCACCUAAAAGUGUCAAUUCGGAAGAUAUGGGCAACUCGAGGAAGGCAAAAGGGCGUACAGGUUGGCCUCAGCACGUGUGGGCAUUAGAACUCAAGCAGGAACAAGCACUUUAAUCCAGCGGCGUCGUCUUCUAGAAGACGAGUGGAUAAAAUAUGGGAAAUUGUGAUGUAAUGUAUAAUUUCUGUGGAAUUUAUGGUUACCGAUACUUUUUGAUCAGUGUUAGAAUGUUUAGUGUGCUCCUAUUUACUUGUUUGUCGAGUUUUUCUAUCGUGUAUAGUUCUGAAUAAUGUGGUCAUUACAGAGGCUGCAGAAAUUGUUAAGAAAUUCUGGUAAUUUUUUUCUUUUUUCCAUAUGUUUUCAUUAAAUUGAUGAUUAAAGUGUAAUGUGGUUUACUAGCCUCAUGAGACGGAACUCAAAUCGAAUAACUAGGUACAGUUGGAUAUUUUGACACAGGAAGUUUUAUAAAAUUACCAAUUAUGGUAGUAAUUUUCAAAAUACCAUAAUGAGAACAAAAAAAAAACAAAAAACUGCAGGUAUCUAUUUACAGAGUCCUAUUAAUUUCCCGAUAAGUGACAUAAAAACGUAAUAUAUCAAUGUUAAAAUAUGGUGGUCAAGCGAAACAGAGACUGCAUUAACAUUUCAGAAAAUGAGAGAAGAACAUUCUCUCUGAUAUUUGUAACUACACCACUUACACCUCCCAAACGAGGGUAAGAAACAUCCGAAAAUUUUUCAAUCACAUUUUGUUUGUUAGAAAUUUCAUAAAGCCCUCUUCAGAGUACUCUUUGCAUUUUGAAAUGCCGCCUAAUAGUUUUGUGACAAGUUACAUUUUAAUGUUUGAAUUAAUAAACACCUGCUUGCAAGAUAUCGCCGUUAUCGUUCACAACAUUUUCUUUGACACUAGAUCGGAAGAAAAGGCAGCUUGGAAUGGCCACCGUGAUCUCCAGGUUUGUCAGCCCUUUUGUGUGAAUGCCAGCAGUGUCUUUCGAAGAUUUAUGUUGGAGAAUUGUUUAGGACUUCCAUUGAAUCAGUCUGAAUAUGCUUCGGAAUAUAAGGGAACAUUUUGAAAACAAAUUUUAUUAAUGUAUGGAUGAGGCAUACAUUCAGUUUAAAUUAUUGAGUGAAUGAAUGGAACUGUAGGACAAAUAUGGCAUGUGUAUCUUGGACCAAGAUUAUGUAUCCUCCAUAGUCAGGAGAUGGAAACUAUAAACUCCUGGAAUUUAUACAAAACAAUCAUUAAACAACGGAUUUGUACUCAGGUCCGCAUAUACAUACAUCAAGUCAUCGUCCUCAAAAAUAAUUAUAAUUUAAAUGUGCUGGUUUUUUAAUAGUAAUCGGUGUAGUUAUAAUUUGCCUUUAUUUACGAUAGGUGCUCAAAUUCAAAUGACCAUACUUUCUCAAUAUGUAUAUUAUGUUUGUUUUUAUGAAAUUUUUGUUUAUCUUGAAGCUCUCAAUACUGCGGGAGAUCUAUUUUGAAGCCGUCUGCGGAUUUAUUUCCUUAUGGCUGUUUCAAAUGUUUGUUCUCUUGAGAUGUUUAGGAAACCACCAUUUCAACUGAACCAUUUCAAAAUGAAAAUUGUUGAACUUAACGACUACUAUUCAUAUGGAGAAUUUGAGGAGCUCAAUACUACAAUUUCUUUAACCUCUAAUGCCAUAGAAAUAUUUUGUCGGAUAAUUCUUAACCUCUAUUGGAGAUGCAAAUGGUGGAGUCACAAAUACCAAAAAAAGUACUCUCUUUUGAUGAAAAAUCUAUGGAUCCCUACGUUUAUGUAAAAUAUUAGCAACGGUUCUGUCGCUUACCUUUGACCAUCCUGUUAAUCAUUAGAUCUCUUUCUCCAAUAGCUAACUGUACCUAGAUAUAUAAUUUGAAACGAGAGGCGUUUUCUGGCGCUCAUGUAUUCAAAACGUAUUCGUCUGUGAUUCAAAUAUUGUGAACAUGGCAUUGAAACAUAGCAUUCAUGAUGAUUCAAAACUAGCUUUUGAAACGGAAUUUGAUGUUAUGUUACAUCAGUUGUCAGUUUCUGCUUUAUUUGGAUCGUUAUAGUUUAUAAAGUGCUGAUUUUUUUUUAUCAAAUAUGUUGAAAGGAUAUACAAAAUAAAGCUACAGAAUUAUUACUUGCACAAAUCCGAUUCUAAUUGAGGUUACAGAAAAUUGAAAAGUUUGUUUUAUUAUUGAAUUUGACAUCUGUCACAAAUUGAAUAACUCCAUUCUAGCGAAUCUUAUUAUUAAUGACGUCAGUACGAAUCGGUUUUUGAAUACACGCUCGAAUACGAUUAAAUGUCAGAAAACACGUCAGAUUAUAACUUCGCGAAUGAUUUAAUCUCUAGUAGUUCCACAAAUUUGAUAGUGAUAAUAUUAGAACAAGAUUUUUCCAUUAUUUCAUGUGGUUGAAAGAAAUAAACUCCUAAAUACAUGAAUGCAAGUAAGCUUAUUCCUUCUACAGUUCAAUUUGUUAAGAGAUGCUCUCAUCAUUAACAUUCAUAAAUCUGCCCUUUCAUUCAUUAUCAAAAAAUAUAUACAUUCAUUAUUCGAUUUCCUUAAUUAAAAUUCUUUUGCCGAAAUAGAAUAUUUUCAAAUUCAAUAUCUUUUCGCAAAAUGAUUUGAUGUUAUUAUCAAUGUAAUUUUCAGUAUAGGAACAUGGUAAACCUUCACAGCUUUUUUCGUUAUUUUUCUUUCUGAAACAUCAAUAAUUUCAUAAAAGAGCUGAAAAUAUAUAUGCAUUACUAAUACAUCUAUAUUUCAUUUCGAUUGUAAUGGUUCUUUUAAACGACUAAUUUUUGUUCCGCAAUGUUUCCCUUUUUUGAAUGCAUAUUUAUUUUUUUAAAUACACUUGUAAAUUUUAUCGGUAAUUCUCCUUGAAUGUAUGUGAAUCUGGUCCAUUUAACUGAGUUUAUUCACCCUGGACUCACGAGUAUAUCUUGAGAUUCUUGAGUUAUUUCAAUUGUAGAAAUUUCCUUCGAACUGUGUAUAAUAUAUCUAUUUAAGUCAGAAAGCACCAGAUGGCCCCUUUGUGUAUACAUUUACCUACACCUUACGAAUUUUAUAUAUUAUAAUUAUAGUUGGUUUAUAAUUAGAUAUUUACGUUACCGAUUCUGUUUAUGUUUUUUAAUUUGUAUUUAUAGAAGGAGUCGAUAUUAUUGUACAUUCAUAAAUUUAACUGAUUUAUGGGCUAUUAUCAACUUAUUCGCUAUGCAAUAAAAUUCGUUUGUAAAUAUUUUUUCCAUCUCAGUAAAUGAGAUAUCUUUA